Molecule: messenger RNA, 991 nt
Organism: Mizuhopecten yessoensis (Yesso scallop)
Lineage: Eukaryota; Metazoa; Mollusca; Bivalvia; Pectinida; Pectinidae
Product: extracellular serine-rich protein ARB_03024-like
Exons: 8
Coding region: 76-423 (115 amino acids)
Source: RefSeq, a predicted model, not a curated record
AUAUAUAAUCAUAUACCAGGGAGACAAGACAGCGGAUAUACAGUGAGACGACAGCUCCAGUCGCCAAGACGCAAGAUGAAGAGCAUCCUUGUUUUCCUGUGUUUUCUGUGUAUCACAGUUGCUGGAGUUUUUGGCGCAGGAGGAGGGAGCUCCGGAACACAUAGCCAGCCAUCAAAUACAGGAGGAGGGAGCUCCGGAACACAGAGCCAACCAUCAAAUACAGGAGGAGGGAGCUCCGGAACACAGAGCCAACCAUCAAAUACAGGAGGAGGGAGCUCCGGAACACAUAGUCAACCAUCAAAUACAGGUAGCGAUGGAAAAAACAGCACAACACCAAAGUCAGGCACUGGAUCCAUCGGACACGGUUUAUCUCCCCUUAUACUGAUGUGUGGAAUCCUAGCCAAGCUGUUUCUGAGUGCAUGAUUGGGAUAUUUCAAACACAAAGUGUGUCAUCCUGAUAAAUAUACCAAAUACAUCACCCUUUGAACGAAAUGACGGAUGACAUCGUUCAAUGUUUACGUUUUACAGUCUGGUGUUACGAAAAUGACUGUGUUUCUUUAUUUGAUUAUAGAUCAAUUUUUAUUUAUUCUUCAUAUCAAAAUUAUACAUUAUAUUGCGGGAUAUUUUUGGAGUAAUCAGCAAACUCAUUUCAAUAUAUCUCCCACAAAUCAAAAUUAUCUAAAACAUUUUAAAAUCUAAACGGAAUUAAGUGGUUUAUAAAAGUAAAAAAAAUUCUUUUGUUAAACCAAUAGUCUAAGAAAUGACUGUGCGAUGCGUUUUUUAUGAUUUAUGAAUGGAUGCUUACACAGUUCUAUAGCAGUUGAAUCACAUAUGAUAAUUCAACAAGUUUGCAAGCAUUGAAACACAUUUGUGCAAUGUGAUGAGCUGCAAUUCUGAAUCGUUUAUAUAAUGUGUCUAUUUAAUUUAUUUAUGUAUUUUGAUAGCUAAUUCAUUGUCGCUGUGUUGUUAUAAAUAAAUAUGCACAUGUGCA